AUGGCGGCCCUUCGCGGAGGCGAUCAGGUCUAUGCAACGCUCCUGUUGAACGACACAUACCUUCCAGGCGCACUAGUUCUUGCUCAUUCUUUGCGCGAUGCCGGCACCUCGAGACAGCUCGCCGUCUUGGUCACGCUCGAUACCGUCUCCGCUGAGGUCAUCACCGAACUCAAGGCCGUCUACGACCAUGUCAUCCCUGUGCCGAGAAUACGAAACGACCGACCCGCCAACCUCUACCUCAUGAACCGCCCCGACCUGCACUCCGCCUUUACCAAAGUCAACCUGUGGAGACAGACCCAAUUCUCCAAGAUUGUCUACAUUGACGCCGAUGUCGUUGCGUACCGGGCUCCCGACGAGCUGUUCGACAUCGCCGCGCCCUUUUCUGCGGCGCCCGACAUUGGUUGGCCGGACCUCUUCAACACAGGUGUCAUGGUGCUCAGCCCCAACAUGGGCGACUACUAUGCGCUCAUGGCCAUGGCCGAGCGAGGAAUCUCGUUCGACGGCGCCGACCAGGGUUUGUUGAACAUGCACUUCAAGAACACGUACAACCGCAUCAGCUUCACCUACAACGUCACUCCUUCGGCGCACUACCAAUACGUCCCCGCCUACCGCCACUUCCAGUCGAGCAUCAACAUGGUCCACUUCAUUGGUCCCGACAAGCCCUGGUUCAAGGGCCGCCAACCGAGCCAGACCGACUCGCCUUUCGAGGACAUGGUCGGCAGGUGGUGGGCCGUCUAUGAUCGCCACUACAGAGCCACGGAGACGAAAGCUGCUGCCCCUCCACAGCAUGACAACGUCCCGGAAAUUGUACAAUACUUCACCAAGGGAGAAUUCCAGCCGCAAGUUGCUCAUGUAGCAUCAACGGAGCAGGUUCCAGCGCACCAGGAGCGAGGUCCAUCACCGCCACCUGCGGAGCCGCCGCGAGAGCCAAGCCACCCCCCCGUGCCAGCAUGGGAUGCUCAGAGACAACCGCCCCCCGCAGACUCGAGGCCGGAGGCUCUCAACUUCCCGUCGCAGGUGUAUGAAAUGUCUCAGGAUACCGCUCCGUUUGUGCCCCCCGAACGAUACCCGAGCCCGCCGCGCAACAUGUGGUACGAGGUCCCCAAGGAGAAGCCUGCGCCGCCGACGCAGAAGCCGCGACCCAUCUUCCCCUGGGAGGUGAACCAGCCCAAACCGACCCGCAUCUUUACCGGGGAACUGGCAUCGCCAUCGGCCGAGGAGCCCUCGAGCACACCAACUGGUGAGAAAACGGAGUCAUCCGCAUUCCAGGCUCUUGCUGAGCCGUCUCUUAUAGGAUCAUCGACGACUGGCCAAAAGAGCGAGCCCAGCACCCCAGCCACCCCGACCAUCAGAGUUGCCACGUCGGAUCCUUGGAACGCCUUCACACGUACCAAUGCCUGGGACGAAGUGCCCGAGAUCGAGCGCUACGUCGAGGGUCUUCAGAAGCAUCGUCGUGGGAGGAGCCAAGGGUCGCUGGGCGGCACACCUGUUGCGAAGGUGGCAAAGGAGCACGGGCUCAAGCUCACCGACUUCCCCAGCGUAGUCGACCGACCAAGUCUUCCAGUCACUCCCGCGCCGAUUCGCCGGCCAAAGUUCUGGGGCGGUGGCGGCCCUGGUGCCAGCGAAGGUGACGACGAGGAGGAGCUGCCGGCCGCCCAUGGCGUGCCGCCGCAGUCUGACUGGGACCCAGCAGUUCAGCUCCAGAAACUGGCUAAGCAGCAGUCUGAGGCUUUGCUGAAGAAGCUUGGUGGUGAAGGAGGUCCCGAGGGUUCAUCUGGAGGGGUGGUGCUCAGCCCGCAGCCGGUAAAAGGCGGCGUUGCCUCGAGCAUUGUGCGCAAUAUUGGUGGUGAGACGGAUCACUCGACAGCAGCCCGGACCCCCGGCACCGUGUCGUCGUCGUCUGCCAUUCCGGAACCGUCUUAUCAGGGCCCGGGCGCCGCCUGGGAGAAGGGCGAAGACGUGCCGUUGAGGGAGACGCCCGCACUGCCCACGGAACAGGAGCGCGACGUGCUCGACACAUGA
This is a messenger RNA of Colletotrichum siamense, 2022 nucleotides long. It is a transcript of the gene gyg-1, whose product is annotated as Glycogenin-1. Gene Ontology annotation, cellular component: cytoplasm. Lineage: Eukaryota; Fungi; Ascomycota; Sordariomycetes; Glomerellales; Glomerellaceae. The transcript is spliced from 9 exons. The record is from RefSeq and is a predicted model, not a curated record. Bases 1 to 2022 code for a protein of 673 amino acids. Gene Ontology annotation, molecular function: glycosyltransferase activity.